Molecule: messenger RNA, 2484 nt
Organism: Rotaria socialis
Lineage: Eukaryota; Metazoa; Rotifera; Eurotatoria; Philodinida; Philodinidae
Source: the annotation of a GenBank genome assembly
AUGCCCGUUUCUCGACAUUCAUUUCGUCGUGUUAUCGAUGAUUUAGUUAAUCGUCAUAACGUUAAAAAUGAAUCAACGAAUGGUUAUUUUAGAAAUAAUAGUACUCGAUCAAGUCAAAAGAUCGACCGAACUUCUAUUAUUAGUAAUGAUUCAUUAUUGACAUCUCAAACAUAUUAUGAACGAUUACAUAAAUGUGAAAAGGACGUUUACAAAUCAUUAAGUUAUCUUGAUCAAGUUUUAGCACAUAAUAAACUUGAAAUAUUAGCGAAUAUUACUACAUCAUUAAUUGAAAAUAUUUUUGAUAUUGAAAAUAUUUUAAAAGGAAUAUUUGAACAUCAAUCAGAAUCAUUUCGAACACAUCUUCUUACUGAUAUUUAUUCAUUAUUAGCUGAUCUAAUCGAAUGGUCUGAUAAAGUCAUUCUUUCAAAAACCAAUAAUGAUGAUACAUAUAGAAAAAUUGCAAAAGAUCUUCUGAUAGCUGUUCAGAUUUGUAUUACGACAUCAUUACAAACACGUUCUGAUUCAUUUCAAAGUUUCCUAUCAGUCAACAAUCAUGCAGAUAAUCUUGCUCCAACUCUUCCGUUAAAACGAGAAAAACGUUCAGUGAGUUCAUCAGCUUCGAUCCUAUCAAAUCGAUCUCGAAAUACUACAAGUCCUAAUUCUUAUCUUUUUUUAUCAUCACAAGAACAAAGUAACGAUGAAUGUAUUCAAUCAAUUGUUGAUGAUAUUAAUCAUAUUGUUGAAAACUAUACACGUGAACUUGAUGAUGCUUUAUGCACGAAACCAGCAGUUCGUUCGUCUUCAAUCGAUUAUAUGUCUCAACCGAAUCAUUUAUCUAUAUCUGCAUGUCGUCAUAAUAGUAUGAAUGUUUUACAUCAAACAAAAUAUUCACAUGGAAUGAAUUACAUAGACGAAGAAAAUACAUAUCCCAACGAGAAAGAAUCUCGAAAAAUAAAUACAACAGAUGAUCCACCACCAUUACCACCAAAACGACAAAUAGCUCGAGCAUACAUGUCUCUAUUCGAUCGAUAUGACCAACAUGAAGCUCAAUCAUUUCUUCGUGAUACUUGUUUUGUUUCGACAUCACAGCGUCGUUUUGAAGAUUUGUUUGAACAAAUUCAAGAUCAUUAUCCACAGACACAAAUAUUUUCUAAUAGUGAAGAAUGCUUGAAAAAUAAAGAUGAAAUGAUGAAAAGUCUGCAUAAAAACUCUUCUAAAGAUAAUAUUUCAAUAGAUCGAUUGAGUAUACAAGAUCCUAAUGAAAAAAAUCAGAAUACAAAUGAUUUAUUUCUUGAAUGUAUAUCUCAUUUACUUGUUUUUAAUAUGAAUGAAGAUCCUCCAUUACGUGGUGGUUCUAUUGAUGCAUUGAUUAUUAGAGCAACAUCAACUGAUAAAAAAGAUUUUCUCUAUCAAGAAGCAUUUUUAACAACAUAUCGUACAUUUAUUUCUCCCAGUGAUCUUGUUGACAAACUCGUACAACGUUAUGCAUUCUUUGCUCAAAUUGAAACAAAGAAAAAGGCUGCUCGAUGUUCAUUUUCACUGUUGAUUCGUAUUAUCGACGAAAUCGACAAUGAAUUGACUGAUGAUCUAAUGAAAAAACUUUCACAUUUUGUUACAAAUUUAAUUCGCCAAGGUACACUUCAAUUAGGUAAACUAUUAAGACGAAAAUCAUUUGAACGGUAUGCUAAAUUAAAAUCAAAUUGUGAAAAAUCUCAACAAGAUGUUGUCCUUAUUCAAAAUUCUAUUUCAUCAAAACGAGCAACAUUACUUGAUUUUCAUUCAAUCGAUUUAAGUGAACAAUUGACAUUAGUCGAUUCAGAAUUAUUUCUUAAAAUUCAAUUAUCUGAAGUUUUAUACAUGUCGAUUGAAAAAGGAGAAGAAUAUUCACCAAAUUUAGCAGCAUUUACUGAACAUUUUAAUAAUAUAUCUUAUUGGGUACGGUCUCGUAUACUUGAACGAAACUCUCAACGACAACGUGAAAAUUAUUUUGAAAAAUUUCUCAAAAUUUUAAAACAUUUACGACGAUUGAAUAAUUUCAAUUCUUAUCUAGCUAUACUUUCAGCACUUGAUUGUGGACCGUUAAAACGAUUGAAUUGGUCAAAACAUAUCAUCGAUGCUGUUUCUGAGCACACUGGACUUAUUGAUAGUACUGGUUCAUUUAAAAAUUAUCGUGAAGCACUGAACGGGUCAGUUGGUCAACCAUGUAUUCCUUAUAUUGGUUUAAUUUUGUCUGAUUUAACAUUUGUUCAUAUUGGUAAUUCAGAUUAUUUGCAAGAUGACCGAAUAAUUAAUUUUUGGAAACGAUGGCAACAAUUUACAAUAUUACAUAAACUUCGUUAUUGUCGAAAAUGGGAAUAUAAAUUUGUUCGCAAUGAUCGUAUUUUAUAUUUUUUUAAUAAUUUUGAUGACUAUAUGAAUGAAGAAGCACAAUGGAUACAAUCAGAAAAGAUUAAACCAAGACAAAAAGCGAAUCCGUACGGAUAA